GGCGUGCGUGAAUUAAAACCUGGCAACAACACAAUGUUUUAAAGAUUUCUCACGUAAAACAAGGGAGUGGGAAAUAGCUUAAUUUCCAAACUACUGCUUCCUUAUUGUCCUAUUGUUCGUUGUGUUUGUUCUGUUUUCCUUUUAAUAUAAUAUUGCGGAAACCGGAAUUAAUAUUUUUCUUCUAAGAAUAAAGCAUAUCCUGUGGCUCGGGUUAAUAAAUGCCAUGGUGACCCCAUGAGUUAAUCAGUUUGUCUCAAACAUUCGUUGUGGUAUGAUUUCCUGGUAAGGUAGAAAUCUCAAUCACAAAACACCGGCAAGACAAGGAAUCGUAUAGUUGUUUAAUUAAUGAAAUAUAGAUAUAUUGGAUACCAAUAAUGUCAGAAAAAAGUAAUAAAUACAGUCCCCUUAUGGUGGUUGUCGUACUAAACGCGUCGUUUACAUUCUUAUUAAUAAUAUUCGUUGCACAUCAACAAAUUGAGAUGACAAACUUGAGACAAAUGGUCAAAGAAAAUAGUCAGAAGAAAGCAGAGAAACUGGAGACAACAUCGAGCAGCAGUAACCAAGAGAAAAUCAAACCUGAAGUCACUCUGUCGCAGGUAUUGUUUAAUUCAAUUUUAAUGUCAAGGUAUUAAUACAUUCAUGUGAAUCAUGUCUACCGGCAUUUGAGCAGAAAAUAUUUCGUAUCCACAGAAAAACAGCACAGAGACAGAUGAAAAUGAAGAGUUAAAUAAAACACAAUACGGUAUAACGCGAGUAGCAAGAGACGCAAGUUCGAGAUGCUGUGGUAAGUCUCACGGAUCAAUUCAACAAUAAAUUCAACGCUGCGUUGACAUGCCUCGUUCUUUAUUAAACGCCGUUUAAUUUAUUGAGGACAACUUUAGUUCAUUGGACUAUUCCAGGACAAAAUAAAAGGGAUUUUUAAAGAACGAUGCAUUUCUAUACAGCUCAGGCUUUUAUAGGCUCGUUUACAAUAAUACAGUGUUGUGAUAUUUGACCGCGGCAAGGACCACGGCUAUAAAUAGGUUAUAUAACAUGCCCAUGUCUGUAUAUAUCGUGACUUUGUGGUUAACCCUGUGUUUGAUUUCUUUCAGGCAAAAAACGUCGAGGAAAGAAAGGGGAUACAGGUAUAUUUACUUCACAUUUACGUUUGUAUUAGCAACCUACUAUGCAGUUUCCAUUUGCAAACCAUUUACAUCGUGAUCAUGUCAAAGUUAAAGAUGUAAUAAAAUGUCGAUUAUCUGAGUAAUCACUAAAGACUGAUUUGCAUUUUGCAUACAACAUUAUACAACAGACAAGAUUGAUCAGUAACAUCGUCCAACGUGACUCAAUCACGACAGCUGCAACCAAAUGGUUCUUAACCGAUAAAAUUCAUCAUUCACGGCUAAUUUAGCGUAGAAUUAUAUUAGAAGUGAUAGAAGUCUGUGAGUUGUACUAUUCAUUUUGUCUGCUUUUAAAACACUACUAAAUAGUAAAUUACUUAUUUUUGGCACGUCUUCUAUAGAACAUAUCAUUUCACAGAGGUGACAGAAGCAUUUCCAGUCGCGAGGCAUGUUACUCAAGCCAGCUGCGUACAUGCGCUAAACAAUGUACAACUUGACCGCGAACUUGCAUGGCCUGUCUAUAAACUGAAUGAAAUUGAUACAUUGCCGUCCCACACACUUAAGUUCGAAAUAAACAGAAAACAGUGUAUAAUAUUUUCAACGUCAAUACAUAAUGAUGUAUUUGUCUUUCUGAUUGGCCAAAAUGUUUACAAAGUUCAUAUCGUGAUAUUAAAAGGCAGUUGUAAAUUAAAGGCAUCAGUACUAAAUCAUGAUUCAUGAAUUUCCUUUACGUACAGUAAUUAUACCAUAGUCACUUUUCUUGCUUCAAACAUUUUAAGCUUACAGACAGAGGCUUACAGACAUGUCCCUAUAAAAAAGUCAUAAAAAUUGCCCAAAGGCACUAUGGUUGGUAUUUUAGGAAUAAUUGAAACGUUGCCAAAACUCGGUUGCUGCGGGUUUGUGGAAAUAGAAAGUGGGAAACAGGCUCAAAAUAUAUUCGUGAGAAAAAUACAAUUUGACCUCUGUUUAAUUUGACAUCAGUUUCCUCCGGAUGCAGUCAAAAUACAUUUAUCAACGACCAUGGCUGAGGUUUGUCUGACCAUGUUUCGUAUAAAAAUGAGAUAAUAUAUAGUCAACUGUUGCUAUCAGUAAUGGUUUUACCACAUCCGCCGCUAAAUGUCAUCAUUUUGUUUCAUUGAAAAGAUCAAUUAUUGAAUAUUAAAAGCUAGGAGUUGGACAAUGCCUAGUUCGUAUAUUAAAGUUCAGCACAAACUAACCCCAUGAUUUCUUGCAUUAUUAAUUUCUACUGCCCGUACUGGCGCGUUCACUCACUAUGCUAAUUGGCUAUACUUACGAACACACUUCGACUCGUGAUGUAGUAAGUUUAGAAACGUCCGGGCAUAUACAAGCCCAUAUAGGUCUAGUGCUGUAAACGAAAGUUCCUAUAUAUAUUCAGGAUUUAUAUGUAUAUUCUCGAGUCUUGACUUGCAAGUUGCAACAUAUCUCUUGAAAACCAAUAACAUAUAUGGCGGCAAUGUACUGAUGUUGCUGCCAAAUUUAAUGAACCAACAUUGCCACAGUGCAAAUCAAGAAUGUUAAUGUUCUAGCAUACAGCAUUGACAGCGCUGUACAAAAAUAUGUAAUACAUUGAAAUAAUACAUCAUCAAGAAAACAUAAUACAUCUCCAGUCGUUUUUUCUUCUCUAUUCAAAAACGAUCUGUACGAAAUGUGGCCAAUAUUCUCGUGUUUCGUGCACCAAUACGGUAUUCCUCUUCUUGAUCUUGACACUCGCAACAUUGUUCUUAAACCCAACCAGUGUGUGCAAAACAUGGGGAUAUAACCUUUUAUGCGCUUUAAAUUUAUGUCUGACGGCAAAACUUUUAUACUGACCACGUUAAGAUAAGAGUGGGUUUUUAGCAUACAAACCAUAAUUCAUAAACGAAUAAAUGGUUUGACGAGUGUGGAGUUUAGAACUGGAAAUAAAUAAAUAAAUGAUAAGCGUUAAAGUUAUAACAACACUGAAAUUGCAAAAUGAAUGCAAAGUUGACAAAUUGUUGAAAAGAUUUACUGACAUUGUGUACGCAACCUGGUCGAGUCUAGAGUCACUCGUUGACCACGUGACUACACAAGAAUGUGAACUUUGGACUAGAUGGAAAUAUGUGGAAAUGAACCCAACAUGGGGGCAGGAUAUUAUAGAAUAUUGUUUUAUAUAAUUAACAUUGAAUGGAUUGAACAUACUUCAUGAAUUCAUGUCUAUAAAUACAACACAAUGAAAUGGUAAUAUAAAACUUAUUUACGAUUUCUUUCAUUUGACUAAAGGCCGUUUUCCACCAGGCGGAAUUUUCCGCGCGGAGCGGAAUUUCUCUUUGUCUUUUCUAAUUAAAGGUCCACCAGAGAAAUUCUGCUCAGCGCGGAAAAUUCCGCCUAGUGGAAAACGGGCUGAAGAGGCUGUUCAUUAGAGCCGCGGGCGGCUAGCCGCAAUGAACUUUAUAAACAGUUAUUGGAAUCAAACUGGAUGUUUAUCAAAACUGUGAAACAAGGCACAGCCCGACUCCAUAUAAAUAGAUUCUAAAGAAUAUAAGGUCAAUACAUGUACUUUGUUUACAAUGAGUUUUUAAUUGAUUAUUAUUUAUCAUCAUUCGAGACAGUAAAAAACAAAAUAAAGGUUUCAGUAAUUUGACAUUUAUCCUGAUUGUUUAUGGGGAUUUUUACUGUCGUGUGAACGAGAAGCACUCGAGUAUGUAACAAAGCUCCUCUUGACUUGAUUCAGCAGUCUACUAUUUCCGGAUUUAUUCAACUGCCAACAGGGGGUUACACAAAACAAUAGAUUUGUACAUCAAUUAGUCAUCAUAAAAAAUGUGGAUUGGAAUGCACGAGACAGCAAACCUGUUUUUAACCCGAAAUUAAAAUAUUCCAAUCUCAGUAGCGACAGCAGUUCUGACGAACAUAGGGAAAAUGGACAGUGCAGUACAUAUAUAGAUUAGAAAUAGAAAAGUACAAUUGUUUAGUUGUUAAUACAAAUUUAGGUUAUAAUUAUGGACGAAAUAAAUUUAUUACCCUAAUACCCUGGCACUCGCUCUAGUAAAUAAGAUGUGCCUGAUUCAACUUAAAGGGGCAGUGUCACGGUUCUACUGCGCAUCCAAAAUAUGCGCGAACUUGAAAAACUGUUUGCCAACAAUUAAUUAAUCAAGUUAGGAGUGAAAUACGAUAUACUAUUUAUAAUCCCUUCGUUAUGCAGGACAUCCUUACUUUGUUUUAAAAAUUGAAGGCUGCUGCAUCUUUUCCAAUCAUGUAUCAUUAAUUUUAAACGUUUCUAUUCGCCGUUUAUUUUAGCCAAUCAGCACCGUGAUACUGCCCUUUUAAGGUGACUUAAGAAGUUUAAGAACAAUGCUAUAGUAAGGGUGUAUCGCUCAUUCUACUAGAUUUUUAGACCAGAUUCCGGUUUUAUUACAUUUGCAUAUAUAAAUAAAGCCUUAUCGGGCAAGAUAUACUACCAGAAUACUAUUCUUAACCUUCCCAAGAAAAAAACACACUUUCACAGCUUCAUUAAUGUUUUCAGGGCUCAUUUCGAGUUUAUCUAUUGGUCGAGUGUCGAGUGUCGAGGGUAAAAAGUCGAGGGUGAGGGUAAAAGGUCGAGGGUAAAAAGUCGAGGGUAAAAAGUCGAGGGUAAAAAAGUCACCAAAAAAAUACAAAUUCAAUAUUAAGGCCAGGUAACCGCUUCGGGUAAGGCCAUAGCGACGUCUACGUGUCUUCUCGGCAGUAUUGUUAUAUAAUAUGCGUUUCACGCACAAAUGUUGGGACGUUCGCCUUUAUUGGCAUGUCAGGUUAUUGACAUAUCCGACAUGCCGCCAUCCACUGGCUCGAAUAAACAUAUUUGGCGGAUAUCACGCCUCAUAUAUCCUAAGUCCUUACUUGCAUCUUGCAUUCUGUUCUUUGGCUUAAAAUUUAUUUGAUCGAUAUUCCGCUUUCAUUUUCGCUGAAAAUAUUUUCAGACGAAUUAUGAUUCCGAUGCUGUACUGUCAGCAAGUUCUGAUGAGGAUGUAGCCUCUCCUGUAGCAUCUCCUAUAAUUACAGCUGUUUCAAUUAAAAAUCUCAAACCUUAAACUCUGAGACUGAGCGCGCAAGGUGUACUAGGGUUAUUUUCCCAAUCAAAAGCCCUAAAAAGAAGUUACUCAUCACCUCAAUCUGCUUUGCGGAAUAAUAAUUUAGCCGAUUAUUUAAUUAAGCGCAUACAGUAUACUAAAAAGAACCUUGUAUAUAUAUCAAGUUGCGAUAUAAAUUCAGUGCCCCUACCGUACUAUCGGUUUAUUUUAAUAUUGCCGGUUAAAGCAGGGCGCUUUGUUUUAAAGAGCCCUCCUUAGUAUGUAAUAUAUUCUGUAUGUGUAGAAAAUAAACAAUAUAUAACUGAUUGCAUUGCUGUCUGCACGGCUGCAUGCAAAUGCAUCAGGACGCAAAGCCACGCUGUGGCAUAUUACAUUUAAAACGCAGAAUACGCCACGUGUCGUAUAUAGUAUAUGUGCGUGGAACGUAUAUUAUAGGUUUGGUUAUAUUUGGUUUAGAAGUGCUCAUAUAACAACGCUGCCGAGAAGACACGUAGACGUCUAUGGCCGUACCAAAGCGGUUACCUGACCUUAAUAUUGUAUUUUUUUGUUAUUUUUUUCACCCUUGACUUUUCACCCUCGACUUUUUACCCUCGCCUUUUUACCCGCGACUUUUAACCCUCGACUUUUUUUACCCUCGAUUUUUUACCCUCACCCUCGACUUUUUACCCUCACCCUCGACUUUUUACCCUCGCCCUCGACUUUUUACCCUCGCCCUCGACAUUUAACCCUCGACACUCGACACUCGACCAAUAGAUAAACUCGCCCAUUUCCCUGUAUUUCAAAUGGUAUCGGCACACCUGUUGUGAUAGCAGUUGAUUGAAAUAAAAUGUGGGAAAAUUCCGUUGAAAAGCAAGCUUUCAAACAAUAAGAUACUAUGCAGUAAAACAAACGACAAGGUGAUGUUUGUAUAUAUUGUAUAUCAAUAGACAACUUGCAUGUUAGACUAAUUUUUGAUUUAGACAAAAAAAGUAAAUUCCCGUAAAGAACUUAUCAAAAUCAGUAAAAUUGCAAAAUUUGGUUGCGAAAUGUUGCAAAAUACAGAAAAUAUAGCCUUGCGAAGUUUGCAUAUUUUCAGUAUGUUUGUAUUACGUGCGAAAUUGUUACCAUUUUUGAGCCGAAAGUGGUAACAACUUCCGCACGUAAUAUACAAAUAUACUGAAAAUAUGCAAACUUCGCAAGGCUAUAUUUUCUGUAUUUUACAACAUUUCGCAACCAAAUUUUUCAAUUUUACUAAUUUCAUUACGUUCUUUUUAACUGUUGUGUUUGAUUCCCACUUAGAUUAAAAUUUUAGUCUAACAAGUAACAUGCAAGUUGUCCAUUAUCAAAACGCCAAAUCAAACAACGCUUGGGUGUUACGGUAACAAAAGUAAAUAACCGUGUGAAAAUUUGCCAAAUAUGCAAUUUAGAGAUACAUAUAUACGACGCCAUUUUAAAAAUGAUGCAAACACAAUAGAAAAGUCCUUUGGAGAUAGCAAAUAGCCGUGUGAAUAAAAAGAAACAAAUCUAGCGCGAAAUAUGCAAUUUAGAGCUACACUGAUUUUUGAAAAUGAUGCAAACACAAUAGAAAAGUCCUUUGGAGAUUGUAAAUCAGCCGUGUCGGAAUAAAAAGAAACAAAUCUAGCGCGAAAUAUGCAAUUUAGAGAUACAAUUUUUGAAAAUGAUGCAAACACAAUGCCAAUGGACAAAUGAACGCAUUCUUAUAUAUUAAAGUUGCCUGCAGUACAAGUCAUUGACUCUUGAAGUCAGAUGGCAUAAUUUGCUUGCGUAAAGUGCUUCAUGUCCGACUGUAGGCUACUACACUUUUCCAUGAGUGCUUGGCAAAAUGCACUGACUGUAGUGUAGUGGGGAUUAGCUCUUAUUGGUUCUCAGAGCGAACGGCGGUAUAAAAAGAACUAAUACAGUUAUUUCAUGCUGGUAUAAAUAUUUAAAGAUGAUUAUUAUUCUGUGGUAUGAACAUAAUGUCACGUUUCGGGUUUUCUAUACGUUAUAGAGCCAUCGAGUUAGACACUAAUAGUAUAUAUGACGUAGGCUAGGUUUGAGUUUCGACAAACUGCAGACUACUUUUUGAUUGUAUUACGUCAACGGUAAGGUUCUCAAUCUGCCAAGUUAAUUUAAAGAUUCUAGAAUAGAAAAUGUUGGCCCAGUUUCGAAGUUGUCCACAAAAACAAUGGACUAUAUUAUUGCCAUAGUAAGAAAGAAUGUUAAUUAAAACAACAAAGCUGGUAUGAAUGAAGUUAGGUCAACACAUUAGAACAGUAAGAAACAUAUUUUGAAUAAGGAAUGUGAAUAAGACAAAAUAAUUGAUGUAAGAACAAUGAAAGUGUUGAUUAACGCGGACGCUAAUUGCCCAAAACAAUAACCAUUGUUAUAUGUAUUGUUCUACUGAAACAUUAAUUAAUCUUGGGAAUGGAUUGUCGAUUUACUGAGGGGCUUGUUGAGUGUUCGGAUGAAUCGUGUCACGGCGAAAUUGUUUUCCUGACGACAAACGAUCGUUUGAAUGAACUUUAUACUGUUACUAUAAUCAAACUAAACUAAUUCAACUUGGAAAUUUGGGUGGUUAUCAAACCUACAAUGAGAACAGUUUUACUAAACGAAUCAUCCUUGGCCAGUUAACCAGGCCAGCCCAGCUCCUGCUUGCACAUAUGAACAGCCCCUAUAGGUCGUGAACGUAUUGUUUUUAUACAGUAAAAUAGCAGUAAAACUGUUUCUUUGUUCCAUUGCAAACAAAGUUACAAACCCUCUAUGAACCAAAAAUAUAUAUUUAUUCAUAUAUUUUAAUUUGGCUAUCCGGUUUUACUAGUUUACCAGUACGAUAAUAAAAUGUUUGCUGCUACAGUAGAUUGGACCCUAGCACACUGGGAUCGGUUGUUCAAAAGUCCAUUAGCACAACCCUAUAACAACCCUAUGAACCAAAAAUAUAUAGUUUAUUCAUAUAUAUUUUAAUUUGGCUAUCAGGUUUUACUAGUCUACCAGUACGAUAAUAAAAUGUUUGCUGCUACAGUAGAUUGGACCCUAGCACACUGGGAUCGGUUGUUCAAAAGUCCAUUAGCACAACCCUAUAACAACCCUAUGAACCAAAAAUAUAUAGUUUAUUCAUAUAUAUUUUAAUUUGGCUAUCAGGUUUUACUAGUCUACCAGUACGAUAAUAAAAUGUUUGCUGCUACAGUAGAUUGGACCCUAGCACACUGGGAUCGGGUGUUCAAAAGUCCAUUAGCAUAACCCUAUAGUUUCAAAGCAAACUUCCUGACAACUUUGUCUAUAAAUUUGGAAAUGUUUCUUCAGAAAUCUUGUCUGGAUCGAUAGGAGUUCACUACUCUGACGUCAGUUUGAGAUAAACAGACGUGCAGAACUACACAAACCAAAACAGCGGCCGGGUUUAAAUUUUAACCGAGGGUUAGUACUAAUUACCCAUGCACCUUUGAACAACAGGCCCCUGGUUUUUGAACCAACAAUAUCCUUAGAUAUCCUCUUCGGCCUGCCAACAGCUUACAGCACAAAAUAAUAGUUGAAAGGUACAUAAUAUUACAUACAUAAGGCGAGACUUUUUUUAUUAAUUGGUUUACGGAUUUGACUUUAAAAAUAAGAGGUCGGUAGGUCGGGAAAAAAAUUUUAAAAAAAAACGAACUGAGUAUAAAUGAGAACCGAAAUUAAUAAUCUUUAUAAAAUUUUUUAACGUCAAUUAAAAAAAACCCGCAAAAAACGUGGCUAACCUACAUAUUGAUUGUCACAACGAUAACAUGAGCCAGCAGUACCUAGAGUCAAAGUUCACUUGAAGUGUACUUCAUAUAAGAACCCCAAAUUAAUUAAAAUUAACUAAAAUUGUAAAAUUUUUGACAUCUCCAAUUUUUUAUUUUAUUUUUCACUUUCUGAAUAUUUACGGUCGGCGGAUCCGUAAACCAAUGAAUAAAAAAAGUCUCGCCUAACAUGCACUAUAGGAUUUGGGGAUUACAUAAUAUUAGGAUUUUGGGCAUCUCAUUCGAUGUAACUAAUGUCUGAAGGGAUUUGUAGAUGGAAAUUUCGAGUGGAAUUUUUAUACAUUUAUUGGAAGAGCAGUUGCGAAAAAUGCAAAUAUCGCCUCUCUGGUAGGAAUUUAUCCUGCGGCCCUGAUAAGGACUGUCAUCAGUUCAUCUACAUGGACAGUUCAUCUUCAUAUGAACUGUCUGUAGUCCAGAAGGCAGAACAUUGUUGCAGUGGGAAUAUUAAUAGCUCUCAUAUUUUGUAUUUCUGAAGACAUGUAUGGAUAUACAUGUGUCACACACGAAGUGCCAAAAGAUGUAAAUGGAAGCUUGCCAGAAAAUAUAUUUUUACUAUUUUAAUCUAUUUACCAACUGCAUGACUGAUUGUGCUAUUUUAGGAACGGAACAAAUUAAUGUACAGACAAUUAAACUUUGCUUCCUUGGUCAGAAUUAGAAUGCGGAUGUGGUUGAUUCACAAUACGAAUAUAUAUCAAAAUACGAUUAUCAUUAUCUGGCGAAACAUGCGUAUAUGGCGAAAUAUACGUCAUAAUAUGUGCCGCGCAAAAAUUUCAUACGUGAUAAAGUGUGUGUAUUAAACGCGCAAACAUUUCUACCAAGUAGUGAAACUGCGCUGCGAAUUGGUAGGGGGUGCGAAUUUGGGUUCGAUUUUUAUUGUUACAAACGUCAGGCCUCAAACCGUGUUUUACUUUAAUUAAACGCGUACUGUAUUUAUUCGCUUAAGCGCCGCCCUCGAAUAAGCGCCGCAUCAGAAACACUAAAAAUGUAAAAGCGCUCAGUGCAGCGCUUAAACGAAGGUAUUUACUAACUAAUAGAAUUCUUAUCAGUGGUCGAAAAACACUUUUUAAUCAGCUCAGAGUUUGAAAGAAAAUACUUGUUUGGGCUGUGUGUGUUCGCUGCGCUCCUCCUCAUGUCGUUGUUCUCUAAUUGUUGCGUACUGAUACACAUGAAAUAAAAACAUGCUACCAGAAAAUGCUCUUUAGUGUAUAUGUAAUGAUUGAUUAAUUUUGUGAAUGACACACAUACAGCUAGAUGCCUAAAUUCACAGUUAUGAAUUUCGUUUUAAUACUAGGAUCUCGGGGACCCAAAGGACCUAAAGGCCAGAGAGGACCAAAAGGUGGCAAAGGUAAUUCUUACCUCACUUUAUCCCACAUUAUCCUGUAUUACCAUCACAUUUUUCCAAAUGCUUUCUAAUCGGCACUAUCUAUAAAACCCAGCGUCUGCAAAAUAGAAAAUAACUAUUUCACAUUUCAUGGACAUACAAUUCAAAUGACAAAAAAAAAACAAUAUAGUAUAAUUAUAAAUACAACAGCACAUGUUGAAGAGAAAGUAGUUGUAUUUCUAACUACGCACUAAUUUCAUGAACGGUGUACCAGUGAGAAUAUAAACUAUAAAGUCUGUACAUAAUGCAACUACCUAAAAAUACAGAAAGAACUUCGACGUUUCGAGCGAAGGCCCUCCGCCUGGAAGUACCUAUCAGGCUAUCACUGACUUCUUCAGGUCCUUCGCUCGAAACGUCGAAGUUCUUUAUCAUCUACAGAGUUCGUAGUUUAUAUUUAUACUCACGAGCCGAGUCUGGGUUAAAUUAUACAUGUAAAAACGCUCAAGAUCUUAAAGAUUUCCAAACAAGUUAUAACAAGGUUGUUGUCAAGCCGAUAUCAGAGUGUGUUCGCACUGUUCCCAGUUGUUGUGACAAGUCUGGCACAAGUUGUUAUCACCUUGUUACAAGGUUGAUAACGGUAAUAGACGUGCUAUAAGUUGUUCCAACAAGACUAAUACAGGCUGUUCGUAACAAGUUGCUACGAGCGUGUUGUCAUCAACGUGUGUGGAAGCAUCCAGAAUGCUAGUCCGACAAUCACUUGACCUACCUGUAUUCAGGUAGUAAAUGUAGAUAAAAUAUUCUUUCACGUGGUCAACGUUACCUCAAAAUCUACGUCAUUUUAUUUCUGCAGGAGAAACUGGUGAGAAAGGCGAUCACGGUGACAAAGGUAAAAUUUCAAUAUAGUAGUGCCCUAUAUCUCAAAGUUAAACCCCCAAAUCCCAAAUUGUUGCACUGAGCAAAAUAUGAGAUCUAGACCACAUUUCCCACUUUUUUCUAUAUCGAUCCCAUUGCUCAUGUAUUUCUUUCUUACCAAAUCCCAGUUCCAACAGCAAACUUAAAAGAAUAUCGCUGAGCAGGUGUUUCACUUAUGUGUUGACUUUAUUGCACAAUUUUCUGUUUUCAAUAGCUGUCUUAAUAGAAAUAACUUCACGAAGUAAAAUGUUCAAAGUCUAUAAAUAAUAUAUCUAUCAAUAUCUGUUAGUUGCUAAGUAAAUCACUGAUUCUCAGAAAAAUGACCUGCAGCUGAAGAAGCUCGAAUGCAGUCUCAUGUGGCCAGGAUAUUUUUAGACAAUCUCGCAAUCAAAAGUUUCUCAGUAGGCUUUCGUUGAAGUUUUUUUUAAACUCGGAAUGUCCAACUACAACUGUCUUUAUGAUGGUAUUUGGAUUUUCCCAUUUUUGUGUCUGUCAUUCCCAGUCCCAGUAACGUAAAUCGUAUUUUCCCACUCCAAAAAUAUGCAAUCUCAGUUCCUAUUUUACCCCCUUUAGGACCCAUUUUCAAAAAUUAAAAUGAAAUACGAAGCAAAUUCGUUCGUCAAGUAAAAUCUGGUGGCGAACAGUAUUCAUUACGAACUUCCUCUAUUGUAAUUGUGCAAGUAAUCAAAGUAACACCCCGAUUGCAUUUCUCAAUAUAUCACGUGUUUUCUCAAUAUAUCACGUGUUUUCUUUCCUCAAGGUGACACCGGAGCACCAGGUGCACAGGGACCGCCAGGAGUAUCACCCACUUUAAAACCUACACCAACAGUAAGUACUAUUUCGGGAUUCUACACUUUAUUUGUCUAUGGAACGCUGUAUGCUUGUAAAUGUGGUCAGCAUGUAUACUGUAUCUUUAGCUUCAUUAGCCUGUAGGUAAUAGGUAGCUUUCAUCCAUCCAUCCUCGUUCCCAGGGAGGUUGACUUUCAUCACGGUCCAGUUCAGUGCAUAUGGAGAGCAUUUAAAAUAAUCUCAUGAUUUGAUAUGCCAUUGGGCUUAUCAUUAAAAAGAUACCACAUACCUUAGACUAAAGGUCUAAUGUUUUAGUUUUUAAAGCGGACAUGGUAUUAAAACUGUCAACAUGAUGGUCCAAUAUCAUCCUCCAUUGUGGAUGCAACAUUGUUGGCCUUGUUUCAACACUGUGUUGGGUAAUGUUGACUGAUGUUGGAAGAUGUUGCAUUGGUUUGAAAUUUCCAUCCAACAUUAUUGGAGCAAUAAUAACGGACGAUGAUGGACUCGUGGCGCUUAACGACGUAACGAGAACAAUACAAGCAGGUUGCUCAGACAUCCUCAUCGUCUACGCACGUAAAGACGCAUUACUUGAGUAGGAAACCAGCAACAGACUUUAAUUACAAUGCUGUUUCAACAAAUUGUUAUCAGGAUAUGUUCGCACUGUUGCUAGCCUCUUGACAAUUUGUUUGCAAGGUUGUUGACUCAACCAACUUGUUACAAGUUGUUAUACCGUCCUGCAAUUUAACAACUUGUCAACAAGAUGGGACCAACUGUUUUUAGCAACAUGACAAACAAACAAUAUUGUUACAGCUUGUUGACAAGCUUGCUACGAGCCUGCAUGUUACCAACACAACUUGUUGACAAAAAUGUGAAAUUUGACAACUGAUUUACCGUAAUGAAGUCACAUAGCGCCUUAUCAUGAGCCGUAAUUAGAAAUUAUUGUCGGUGAGAAAUUUGAAAAUCUUAGAUAUUAUUUAUUUUUUACAGUAUGCUGAAUCCGCUCAUCUCGUAGGGUAUGGUCGUGCAAGAAGACCAGACUUAUGUAAGUAACAGCGAAUUCGUUAUGAUUAACAGUGUUUGAUAAUUAUAUUGAUAUCAUCAGUGUGUUAGUGAUAUAUUGAUAUCACCAGUGUUUGAUAUAUUGAUAGUGUUUGAUAUAUUGUUAAAAACUCAUUAAUAAUUCAUAAGGAAAGGACAAAGGAAAUCACCACAGUGUCGGUGUUUUUAUAUAUGUGAUAAAAAUCAUGAUGAUUUACAUAAACUUUAGCUUUGAUAUUUUCAGCUCAGACAACUCGUUGAUAUUUAGAAUUACUCCGCCAAUGAACUCAUAAGUUAAGUCGUUUUUUAAGCCAUUUAAAACACGAGCAGGAGUGCUUUAUCAGAUAUAAGGCACUCGACUGUCGCCUCGUGUUUUAUACCUGAUAAAAAAUAGUACAUACUAUAUAUAUAUAUCAUCAGUGUUUGAUAUAUUGAUAUCAUUGCAGUGCGCUGCCCCAGUGCUGAUACAUAAUUGAUUAUUAUACUGAUACCAUAAGUGUGUUUGGAGUUCUCUUUUAAUUCAAGUCCGUUUGAGAAAUAACAGAACAAAGUUGAAAGCUGUUUAUACCCAUCAACAUACGUUUCGGUAUUUCAUACGCCAGUGAUAAACACUUCCUUAUUUAUUAUACAUUACAUGAGAGUGCAUGCACAAAUGAACAGAAUCUUGGUAACAGAAUAUUUUUACGUUUCUACAGCAUACAACAGAAUAACAAAGUGGCUUGUUGGUCACACCUCAGGAGGAAUGCUCUACAGUAAUGGUUAUCUUUACGUAGCACACGAUGGGUAUUACUACAUCUACUCCCAAAUGUAUUACUAUGCUGGUGACACAGCAGUAAUGGCGCACAGAAUGAAAAUUAAUGAUGUUGUCAUGUUAACUGGACACAGCAGUGCAAGUUCAAGCAAUAAAUUCAAUACAAACUAUGUUGGAGGAGUCUUCCGUCUUAACAAAGGACAACGUAUCUCUGUUGCAGCGCCAUUUACUAAGACAUAUUACUUCAACAGACAUGAGUCAUAUUUUGGAGCAUUCUUGCUUCAUGUAUAAAUCAUUGUCACUGAACUUGAAAAGAUUUGGAAUAAUUACUCUUAGAAAUUCCUCUGAUUAACCCGACUAUUAGAAAUUCCUCAUUGGCCUUCGAAACCUAUGCUAUCAGAUCGUUUGUUAACAAACUUAAAAUAAGUAUUAACAGCCAUUGUUUCUAUGGAUGCUAUAAGUAAUAACAGCUAUUGUCUCUAAAAAUUAAUUUGUCAAAUUUUCAGCUAGAAGUAAUCACAAACACUUCAAGUCUUUCAUAAUUUUAAGUUUUUAGUUGGCUACUUUUUGUGUUUAUUAGGCUGAUCUCUGAUUUGAAAAUAUUAGUUUGACGGCACCUAUCAUUCCAGGUUUUUAAUAUAGUUCAGUAGCUCUGUAAAAUCGGAACGUGGUUCAUUGUAGCUUUCCAUGAACUCAGAUAACAUCAGCCAAAAUUUUAAAAUAUUAAACAAAUCCAGUAGAAUUGUUUAUUAUUAUACAAAAUGAUUUUCCAAUGCUGCUCUUACUUUUUGUGAUAUAUAAUUAUAGAAUUAUAUAUUUUGUAAAUAUAUAACUAAUUGUAGAUACGUCAGUGUAAAAUAUGUUUUAAGAUAUGAUCAUGAUUAUAAAUAUACGGUAGUAUUUUACAUUUUUAAUCGAUAAUUUGCCCAAAAUAUUUUUGUACAGUAAAUACCAAUAAGUGUUAAUUCAAUUUAAGUGUUCACAUACACUGUAGACUAUUAUAGAUUUUUAUAUAUGCCUGGGCUUCUACAUUUUUGUAAUAUAAUAUAUAGAUAAUCUGAUACAUGCA
This is a messenger RNA of Paramuricea clavata, 14778 nucleotides long. The record is from the annotation of a GenBank genome assembly. NCBI's taxonomy places the organism in Eukaryota, Metazoa, Cnidaria, Anthozoa, Malacalcyonacea, Plexauridae.